GUUGCACAUAAUUAUAUGUAACUUUAUUACUUCUACAUACACUUAAUUGGUUGAUAUAAUAUGAGGUGCCGCGCCGCCUAUACUAGUUGGGUGCGUACAUGUAGUGCAUCAUCCUCGUCGCCGUGGGACGCGAGGGGUCUGGUCUACAGCACGCCUCUGCACCCACGAAAAACGACAACACGCACGCAACAGUACAGCAGCAGCAGCUGUAUAGCCAGAUCCGGAGUCUUAACAUUUUGCAGCCACGACGGAGGAGCCACGAGAGAGAGGCUGCUGCCGCCGCCGCUACCCGCAGGCUGCUGCUCGAGGUAGAAUAAGGAAAGAAGACGAAGAAAAGCGGAGGAAUUCCGACGGCCAAUGUUUAAAUGGACGCAUCGUCCAUCAUUACCCAGGUGUCCCGGGACGAUGAGUUAGGCUCAUACAACAACGAAAAAGCGCAAUUACCACGAGAGAAUGAGGCGAGCAUCAAUAGUACGAGCGGAGGGCCAACGCCGAGCGAGAAAAAGUCCCGUGGCCGGGGUUUUCUGCGUUCGCUCCUAUGCUGCCUGGGUCGGAGCCGAGGUAACAGCUCGAAGAGCUCAAAGGCGAGCUCGGUCGAGAACGAUCAGUACGCACCGCCGAGGACUGGCUCGCCACGCUAUCUCUUGCCUCCAGUGCGUCACCAGGACAUACACAAAAAGUGUAUGGUGAUCGAUCUGGACGAGACCCUGGUGCACAGCUCGUUCAAGCCGAUCAACAACGCGGACUUCGUUGUACCCGUCGAGAUAGACGGCAACGUACAUCAGGUCUACGUGCUCAAGAGGCCCUACGUCGACGAGUUCCUCCAGCGCAUGGGCGAGCUCUACGAAUGCGUUCUCUUCACCGCGAGCUUGGCGAAGUAUGCCGAUCCAGUCGCGAACCUGCUCGACAGAUGGGGCGUCUUUCGGGCGAGGUUGUUCCGGGAAUCGUGCGUCUUUCACCGGGGCAACUACGUCAAGGAUCUGAAUAAAUUGGGUCGGGAUUUGCAACAGAUUAUCAUUGUCGACAACAGUCCUGCCAGUUACAUUUUUCAUCCGGACAAUGCGGUACCAGUCGCGUCGUGGUUCGACGAUAUGACGGAUUCCGAGCUGCUGGACCUCAUCCCUUUUUUCGAGAAACUCAGUAGCGUGGAGAACAUAUACAAGGUGCUAUGCAACAGCAAUCACCCAUACAACCAAAUGCCGAACUCUGGGCCGACAACAACGUCGUCAACAGGAGUUAAACAGUGUAAUCACGCAGGCAAUAACAGUAGCAGUCCAAACUCAUCCGUCUUACUGGAUGACUCCUAGCCCUACCUGAAUCCUGGCAGCCAACAGCAGCAGCCGUCAUCUCGGUCAACAGCUACGGCAGCCAGUCUCAUCAGCAAUCCGCAGUGCACGCUCCGAAAACUCUUUGACGAUGGUAUUCGCCUAAUGGCCCAUAAGUACGCCCUUCUGAUGCUCUGUAUUGGCAGAAGACGAUCAGUAAGAAACGAGCGCGCCUCCUCGACAACUCCGUCAUCGUCAAAGGAUCCUUAGGCAAUCCUUUAGUGCAUUAUUUAAUGCAUAAAAUGGACACUCGUGGUUUAUACAUAUGAAUGGAGGAGGACAUGCUCAAAGCGUCUGGGAAAGAGUUAUACAUACGCCUGGAUGAUUCUCGCUCCAGGUGAGAACAAUUCUAAUAAUUCCGUGUAACGCGCCUGGCUUUUUCAUAAUUUUGACGAGUAUGGAACUUUAGUUUUUGUUGUGCAAUCGUUUCAUCAAGAAAAAGAUUCUUGAGUUUUACUUAUUUGACAUUAAAUUCUGAUUGAUUGACUGACCCUAACUGAUUGAUCGUAGUUAUAGUAAAAUGAACAAUUUUGUGAAUUUUUUUCAGGCAAUCUGUUUGAUUUUUUUUUUUUUUUUUUUUUUCAUUUUAAAACUAAAAUAAUGACAAUAACGUUUUUGUAACUAUUUUAGCAGAAAGCUAAGUAAAAAAUUUAUGCGAUUGUAUGACAUAAAUUGAAGCUCCAAAAAAAUAAAUUCAGCUUUCAAUACAAGCCUUUUUAAAUUCGACAGCAGUAAUGUUUUUUUUUUUUUUGUUUUUUUUCCCCACAAACAUAAUCCUUCAAGAUUAAAUAGUACAACUCCAGAGAGUUAAGGAUGUUAUUUAGAGAUCUAUUUGGUGAACAUUAAGUUGGGAUUGAUUUUCGCGAAACAAAUCUAAAGUAUAACGUAUUUGAGAUUAUAAAUGUAUGGUAUAACUUUCAGGUAAGCUAGAUCGAAACUUUUCAAUUGAAAUGAUGGUUUAAAUAUGUUAAGCAAAGCGAAAAGGAAUUAUUUGUAUCAGUUUAAGUAAAAGUAUAUCGCAAUAAUACGAAUUUACGAAUUUAAAGGACGAUUGAAAUAAUUUUUACAAAUAUUUUAUUUUUAAUAUUAUAUGAUUGCUAGAGUAAUGGACAGAUCUUAAUGUAUGUGUGAAUAAUCAGGACGAAAAAUAACAUUAAACAAACAAGGUGUGCGUUUAUUGAACGGUCCUUAUUUUCAUAUAAUUAAAAAUGUUACUUUAAUAUAUUUUAUACAUUCAAGGGUACAUCCCUAUAUACAUUGAUGAUAUACAAACGGUCACGGAUCCAAAUGCAGAAAGCUACUUAAUUAGAAAAAGCUUCCAACAAAAUUAACAGCAGAAUUAUGCCAGUCGGUAUAGUUUCAAAUUAAUUUGAAUGUAAAAUUAUCAAUGCUUAUAGAAAUGUCAAAGAAAAGCAGGGGUAUAUUUUAUCUGCUACACACUUGCGGUUAAAAAUUUUAAUUCAUGACAUGUAAGGUAAAUUGAAUACAAUAUGCUUUGUUUUAAUCUAAUCUUAGAGUAACAAACUCACUUUUUUAUAAAUCACGUGUACCUUGAUAACUAUACCAACGUAUAAAGGUAUACUCAGAUUAUUACUUGACAUAAAGAUUAAUUAGUUAGUUAGAGAGGAGCACUAAAACAAGCUUUUUUUUCUCAUCAUUUAUUUUUAGUCUUUUUUAAAACUAAUUUUAAACCAAUAAAUUUUAAAGCUGUUUGCAUACACGUGUGUGAAGCCUUUGCCAAAAUAUUUUAAGUACAUUUUAUAAAUCUACUUACUAAAAGGCGGUGCUGUUUUUUAACACUAUAAAUUUCGGUGAUAAUUUGAAGUGGAAUAAAGUUUGAUUGUGUACUAAUUCUUGAAUGUUAAUCAACGUCUAAAUAUUGAGGAAAAAACACAUCCACACUUUAGAUGGAUUGUGUCCAAAACCGUUGAAGUAAAUAUUUUUUUAUUAAAAUAUUUGUGAUUUGUCAGUUAAUUUAUUCAUUGCAAUGAAAAUAUUUUUUAAAUCUCUAACAGCAUAAUUAUGAUUGCGAUGCAAUGAUUUUUUAUUUAACUUGUUCAACACUACUACAGUACUAUCAACUUUAAAUCUUUAAAAUUUGUGUUACUUAUUGAUAAGGAAAACAAGUUAAAGCAAAGCUUAAGACUUGAAUGCUUUUUAAUUAUUAUUAACGUGUUCUAAAAAAUUGACUUAAGGAAAAAUUAAUAAUUAAAUCAAUGUGCCUUUUACGAAAGUCGGCGUUUUUGCCAAUUUUCAUUCAUAUUAAUUCUUGGAUAGUAAUUGAAUCAAGCAGUCAAGCUUGAACUAACUUCUUUUACAUGGUGUUUGAUGUAUUGUGUUCAAUUUUGUUAACACGCAAUUGUUUUAACUUAAAAUUUUUUUGAAGUAUUUUUUUUUCCUACUUUAUUAAACGAAAAUUUUUAGCAACAAGUUAAUAAUGUGUAUAAAAGAUGCUCCUGCACGACUUUUGUUGCUCUUUACUUUAUAUAUAACAAAGUAUUCUUAUAAGCUUAAUAGCCUCGCAUCGAUAAUAUUACAUAAGUCGUGCUUCGACAUUGUAAAAUGCUAUACGCGAUGCCUUGUUUGUUAAGAACAGAGAAAAUGAAAAAUAAUAAGGAAUGACAGAAGAGUUUGAGCCUGUAUGUGUAUAUGUGUGCGUGAUUUUAUAAACUGUUAUAAAUCCAUUAUAAAUGUAUACAUUUGUACGCGCGGAGAUGCGAUCCACUCGAGUUUCUAUAACUAACUACUUUCGAUUUAUAUAUGUAUAUGUAUAUUUGAUUGAGAUUCAGUACGAUAACAAUUAAUCGUAGAAUAACAUGAUGUUUGGAGAAAAUUAUUAAUUGGUUAAGUUUUUUUAUAAACAUUUUCAUGGAAAUCGAGUAGGUUUCACUUACAUUUUGAUUACGUAUUUUGAUUAACGACUAAUUUUUAUGUGCAAUCCCAGUUUUAGUUGCGUCAGAAAAAUCAAUGCGUCACUUUUUAUUAUUAUAAUUUUUUUUUUAUUAUUUCUUAUGUUACUUUUAAAACUUGUAAAUAGUAUUGAAGAAUUUUACUCAAGUUCUGAAAUCAUGCAAUUACGAACGAAUUUUCAUACAAAAUUUUCACUUGAGCACAAAUCAAUUUUUGUCUUUAUUUUUGUCGAUUUUUUUGUAUUUCACUAUUAAAAUAUUCCUUAUAUCAUUUGUUAAACAAUAUACAAAUAUAAAUUAAUCUACUCGAUUUUCAAUAGUAUUUUAUUGGUCAGUAUCUAAAUUUCCUCUGUUACAAUUAGUGACAAUUGAUGUUCUAUGUUAAUAUUCGUCGAAGCUCAACUUGUAAAAAUAUUUUAAAAGAUGUAUAAUAGAGUAUUACAGCAUCACUGCCGUUAUGGGAUGAUGCUUUUAUAAUAUGUGCAAAGGAAAAAAAGAAAAAACGAAACUUUUUCACAAACCGCAGUCAACUGAAUUAUUACUAUUACUAAAAGAAAGAUUCACAAGUAACAAGGAGAGUGAGUUUAAAUUUAUAGUUGAAAGAACGUUUAUUUGCUGGAAUGCAAUUAUCGCAUUUUUAGAGAAAAAAUAAAUCAUAGGUGUAUAAACAUGCUGUACAAAAUGAAAUACAAAAACAUCACUGAAAAUUGCAACUGUAGGUAAUAGCAAAUUUUUCAAUACGAUGAUUACAAAAUUUUAACUGUAAACAACUUUUAUUAUUAUUACUUUAAUUUAAACGCAGAGAAAAGAGGUGCAUACAUUGUGAAUCGUAAAUAGAGAAAGAAAAAAAAAUUGUAAAUGGCAAUGCCUUUAAAUGUAAAUAAUCAUGAUUGUCUAAAUUUCCGCUGAGAAAAGCAAACCAUAAGUUGAAAAUUCUCUGAGCAGUUUGCAGCGUUAUAACCAAUUAGAAGAAAAUUUUCGAACUUGUGAAAAUAAAAUAAGUACUACAAAUGCGACUUGCGUCUGCGUACGAUUUUUUACUGACGAAUCUGAUGAACUUUUUUUAAAAACUCGCGUCACAUAACUUUUUUACGAUAAUCGACACGUAGCUCGACUGUAUUAAAUUAAACGAAACUAUUAUAAAAAAUAAAUAAAACAAUGUAAAAAAAAAAAAAAUAAAUGAAAAUUCAUGUUAGAAGCAAAAAAAGUGAGGCGUAAAGAGUAGAGAGAAAUAAAUUAUAUUAGCCGCGGUGUUGCGAAACACGCGUCUGCAGAGUUGAAAGUGCAUGAGAGGACGAAUGAAAGGAGGGAAAAAACAAGAGGCAGUGUGUAAAAGUAAGGAAAAAAGCGUGAAAAAAAAAAUAUCUCCCUCUGAUUGUCCAGUUUGCUCUGUGAUUGAGUUAUUAAAAAAAUAUAUAUGUUU
This is a messenger RNA of Copidosoma floridanum, 5657 nucleotides long. It is a transcript of the gene hzg, whose product is annotated as CTD small phosphatase herzog. NCBI's taxonomy places the organism in Eukaryota, Metazoa, Arthropoda, Insecta, Hymenoptera, Encyrtidae. Gene Ontology annotation, molecular function: RNA polymerase II CTD heptapeptide repeat phosphatase activity. The record is from RefSeq and is a predicted model, not a curated record.